Trichoderma aggressivum f. europaeum is the source of this 1578-nucleotide messenger RNA. RefSeq lists its product as uncharacterized. Bases 1 to 1578 code for a protein of 525 amino acids. Gene Ontology annotation, molecular function: allantoinase activity. NCBI's taxonomy places the organism in Eukaryota, Fungi, Ascomycota, Sordariomycetes, Hypocreales, Hypocreaceae. The record is from RefSeq and is a predicted model, not a curated record. The transcript has a single exon. Gene Ontology annotation, biological process: purine nucleobase catabolic process. Gene Ontology annotation, cellular component: cytoplasm.
AUGACCGUCACGCACACCUCCAACGUCGGGCCGCUCACCGUCCUCGUCUCGACUCGAGCCGUUCUCACGCUUCCAGACAACUCUCUUGUCCUCUCUCCGGCGACCAUAUGCAUAUCUCCCGAGCUUGGCAGAAUCGUCUCCAUUCUGCCCGAGAUCCUUCCCGCCUCGGCCUUCCCCCCCAGCGCUACCUAUGUAGACCACUCUCCCAAGCUGUUGCUUCCGGGCCUUGUGGAUGCUCAUGUCCACCUGAAUGAGCCUGGCCGAACAGAGUGGGAGGGAUUCUGGACCGGAACUCGAGCAGCGGCAAGCGGUGGCGUCACCACCGUUAUCGACAUGCCGCUGAAUGCCAUCCCACCAACGACUACUCUUCGGGGUUUCGAAGAGAAGCUCAAGGCCAGCCAUGGCCAGUGCUGGGUAGACGUAGGCUUCUACGGCGGUGUCAUUCCUGGGAACGCAGACCAGCUGAAACCUCUCGUAGAGGCUGGUGUUAGAGGAUUCAAGGGCUUCCUCAUUGAAUCUGGCGUCGAGGAGUUUCCUGCCGUAUCAGCCAAGGAUGUGGCGUUGGCCAUGGAGACGCUCAAGCAUGAACCGACCACUCUGAUGUUCCAUGCUGAGAUGAUCCCCCCCAUUGCCGAUUCUGUUGGUGACGCCGUCCUAACGUCUGAUCCUCCUGCGGCUCCCAAAGGCGAAUUGACUGCCUACAGCACAUUUCUCGAGUCGCGGCCUCCUGCUUUCGAGACCUAUGCUAUCGAGGAAAUCCUUGCACAUGCCCAUAUCGCUCCCUCGCUGCACCUCCAUAUUGUCCACCUGUCGGCGACGCAAGCGAUUCCAAUUCUCAAGGCUGCUCGUCAGAGGGGAGUCAACAUCACUGCUGAGACUUGCUUCCACUAUCUGGGGCUAUCAGCUGAAGAAAUUGAAAAGGGCGACACGAGACACAAGUGCUGCCCUCCCAUCCGUGAGGCCAAUAACCGAGACGGCCUCUGGGAGGAGCUGGUGGCCGACGACUCGUGUAUCCGUACCGUCGUCUCUGACCACUCACCGUGUACACCUCAGCUGAAACUGCUGCCCGACCACCUCGAGAGACCUGCAAUUCCCCAUUCGGAUUCGGGUCUUGAUGUCAACAGUCACAAGGACCUGCCACCAACCAAGACUGUUGCCCGCGGUGAUUUCUUCGCUGCCUGGGGCGGCAUCUCCUCCGUCGGCCUCGGCCUGCCCAUCCUUCAUACCGCUGCCAAGCAGCGCUCCGAGACAUCCAAGGCACCAACCAUCGUCGACAUGGUCCGCCUCUGCUGUCAAGCAACCGCUGAGCAGGUCGGUCUCUCUCACCGCAAAGGCGCCCUUAGGGUUGGAAUGGACGCCGACAUUUGCGUCUUCGACGAUACGCACGUCUGGACUUUUACCCAGGGCGACAUGCGCUGGAAGAACCGCUGUUCACCCUGGCAAGGCCACAAAUUCACCGGUCGGGUCAUGGAGACGUGGCUUCGUGGCCGCAAGGUGUUUGAUCUGGAGGCUCCCGGCGACGGCUUUCUCGCUAGCAGGCCCUUUGGCGAGUCCAUCACCGAGAAGAGAACUUUGUAA